Myzus persicae (green peach aphid) is the source of this 1240-nucleotide messenger RNA. RefSeq lists its product as uncharacterized. The record is from RefSeq and is a predicted model, not a curated record. The coding region runs from base 233 to 904 and encodes 223 amino acids. Lineage: Eukaryota; Metazoa; Arthropoda; Insecta; Hemiptera; Aphididae. The transcript is spliced from 8 exons.
UCUGACGAAAUUUGCGAAAACCCGAUUAGAAAAAUACGUCCGUACGACGUGUUUAUUCGAAAUAGUAAUACCAAGACAGAUUGGGGUGGGGCCAAUUAGACUGCUGUCAAGACAGUCGGGGCAAACCAAAAUCACUCGAAUCAUUCUGGUUGUGAGCACUCGAGAGAUACAUUGGUCACUCUACUUUGAUAAUUAUUUACAUCUAUUGCAGAUCACCGCAGCAAUCAUCAAAAUGCUGAAACUAUUCUUCAUAAUCUGUACACCGAUUUUUCUUCCCUUUACCACAGCUGCUCUGAUGAUUUUGACGAAAUCCCAGGUUGAGAUAGAUUGGAUGUGCCAUGAGACCAAUUCAUGGGGCAACUGCAGUACCUUACCAAAGAUUACAGACUGGCUCCAAACUAUUUCUGAUAAAAUUGAUAGUGACGAAUAUACAGACAUCGACUAUUGCCCUUUCGAGAUCGUGGAACGGCACGCCAGGUGUAUGGGGUUGUUCUUGGAAACUUGUCAACAGUAUCUGCCGGAAUCAAAGCAACAUUUUGCCUCCUCGUUUAUGCCACGUACUGAAGAGACCGCAGAGACUCACUGCGUCAAAGGCCGGCCUUACAAGAACGAAUUCAGAGCACACACUGCUUGCACCAAAUUAAUGUUCGAUUCUGACAAUCAAUGGCGUACUCAUGAGGUAAAUCAAGAGGUAGAAUUUGGGCUAAUACCAAUGGACACGGACUUCUACGAGAAAUGCUACAUUUAUCGCAAGUAUUGGCAAAUGCAGAACUCGUGGAUUCGUGAAAAAUGCGGAAUGAGGACCGAAAAGUUUUCCCGCCAAGUGCUCAGCAACAUGUGGCCCAUAAUGGGAUUGUUGAAACUAUGCGGCGAGCAACUUUCAACAUAUGGAUAUUUAGAAUGAUGAAAGAUGGCUUCAAACCACUGUUCUUCAAAUUUUUAGAAUUGUCUUAUAGCUUAUUAAUUUACGUUUACGAAUUAUUAACACAAAUUUAAUUGUAAUUUCAUUUCCAAUUUAUUUUUUUUCCAUUUUAUAAAAUAAUAUAAUACUCUUUAAAACAUAUUAAGAUUUAUUAUUAUUUUAAUUACGUUGUAGAAUUAGAUAAAUAUAUAUUAUUGUGGGUAAUGUUAAUCCAACAAUCAUAAUUUGUUAGUAAUUGCCUAGGCACCUUAAAUGAACCAUGAUGAAUCGUUGUAAUAAUCUAUUGAUAUGCAAUUAAAUGAUUCUUUUAAAGUUUAA